Molecule: messenger RNA, 786 nt
Organism: Spinacia oleracea (spinach)
Lineage: Eukaryota; Viridiplantae; Streptophyta; Magnoliopsida; Caryophyllales; Amaranthaceae
Product: probable beta-D-xylosidase 5
Exons: 2
Coding region: 300-767 (155 amino acids)
Biological process (GO): xylan catabolic process; arabinan catabolic process
Molecular function (GO): alpha-L-arabinofuranosidase activity; xylan 1,4-beta-xylosidase activity
Source: RefSeq, a predicted model, not a curated record
UAAGUACACGGUGAGAGCAGUUAACCAGAGAAAGGUGUCGGAAUCAGUUGUAGACCAGGCCUUGAUAUACAACUAUGUAGUCCUCAUGCGACCUGGGUUCUUUGAUGGGAAUCCCAAAAAGAACCCCUUUGGAAACUAAGGCCGUCUGAUGUAUGUACAGAAGAUCACAAAAAGUUGGCCCUUGAUGCAGCAAAGCAAGGGAUAGUGUUGCUAGAAAAAAAGGAUCAACUCUUCCAUUGUCCUCAAAAUAUGUCAAAAAGUUGGCUGUUAUUGGUCCUAAUGCUAAUGCCACCAAAACCAUGUUAAGUAAUUAUGCUGGUGUACCAUGUAGGUAUACUAGUCCUCUACACGGGUUUCAAAAACAUGUGAAAAGAGUGUUGUAUCAACCAGGAUGCCAAAAUGUAAAGUGUGUAGAUAAACAGCAUAUCGAAACAGCAGCUAGGGUGGCAGCCAUUGUUGAUGUUGUGGUUUUGGUAGUGGGACUCGAUCAGUCAAUUGAAGCAGAGAGACUAGACAGAGUAAACUUGACAUUACCAGGUUACCAAAAGAUGCUGGGAGAGAAGGUCACUAGUUCAGCCAAAGGAAAAGUUAUUCUUGUGAUCAUGUCAGCUGGUCCAGUUGAUGUGUCAUUCGCAACUAAAUUGAGAAAGAUUCGUGCCAUUCUGUGGGUCUGUUAUCCUGGACAAGAUGGUGGAGAAGCCAUUGCUCAAGUAGUAUUUGGACAUCACAAUCCAAGUAUUCAACAAUCCGAGGGAACAACCUUUUAGCAUUGAGUAGAUAAAUGAA